Molecule: messenger RNA, 825 nt
Organism: Durusdinium trenchii
Lineage: Eukaryota; Dinophyceae; Suessiales; Symbiodiniaceae
Source: the annotation of a GenBank genome assembly
AUGGGAUGCCGGCCUGGGUUCCCCCGCGGGAGCGUCGCGUUUCCGGUGAACGCGGUCUUUUUCUGGGGCGGCGGCGGAUCAGCCGCGGUGUUGGGAGAGGAAAGCACGGGUGGUUUGGCAAAGGAAGAUGCAAGGAAUGGUGGAUAUGGAAAGAGGGCGAGUCCCACGCUUUUCUCGCGGCGAGCGGACGAGGUGGUGACCCGCGGGUCCGGGCCGGACGAGAACAGGCCCUCGACCGACUCGUCGGACUCCGACAGUCGCCGACGGGAGCUGGGGGAGCUGGAGGUCGCGGGCGGCCGACAGUCCCUGAAGUCAGUCAGCGUCGGGGUCGGCGCUCUGGCUGGGAGCACGGUGAUGUUGCUGACCUUGCCGUGGUUCCUCGCCAUCCUGGCGGGCCGUGUGUCGCUGAAAGAGGGGAAGCCCACCUACCAACGUCCCCAGGGAGCCGAUCCGACGACCUGGGACAAGCUCGACCCGCCGGGGAACCUCUCCUUGUUCCACACUGGCAUUGGCUAUGGCCAAGAAAUUGUGCAGAAUGCCUGGACCAUGCUCUACACCAUGCUCGGGUACGUGAUCAUCCAGGGCUCUGCGUUUGUUGUGGACAAGAUGCCGAAGCCGCCAGACCUCAGCGACCACGAGCAGCGCCACAUGCUGAAGCACGAGGCGCGCUAUGAGAACGACUUUGCGCUGGCCGGGCUCUUCGUGUGCAUCGGCUUCUUCAUGUGGUACCUGUGGAAGAUGUGGAAGGAGUCGCAGGGCGGCGGCGCGGUGAGUGACUUCAUCGCCGAGAGCACCAUCCAGGCCAUUUCUUUGCGGGCACCCUGA